Belonocnema kinseyi is the source of this 6927-nucleotide messenger RNA. RefSeq lists its product as uncharacterized. NCBI's taxonomy places the organism in Eukaryota, Metazoa, Arthropoda, Insecta, Hymenoptera, Cynipidae. The record is from RefSeq and is a predicted model, not a curated record. The transcript is spliced from 6 exons. The coding region runs from base 167 to 4165 and encodes 1332 amino acids.
GUGGAGUGGAGUGUGGAAGACAGACAAAAUGGCUGCUGUUACGUUCGUUAUAAAUCCUAGUUGAUCGAAUCUAAACAGGUUCAUCAGAUAAAGUAUAGGUUCAAAGCGGAUUUCUCUCAGGAACGAGGAGCAGUUUGUUAGAGAGGACCCAAAGUGAGGAAUCACAAUGCAGAAUUUUGAUGAUCUCGACAUUGAAGGGAGAAAUCCCAGUCAUAAGUCUGAAGAGGAUAGAGAAAAGGAAGAGCAUGAUCGAAAGCGAUUGAUGAGAACGAGUGUGACGGCAGAGGAUGGAACCUUGAGGCCAGUUUAUUCAGAAACAGAAGAUGGUGACGUAUGGUGCCACAUAUGUAACGUAGCCCUGUUUGGAGCCCACAAGCUGCUCAGUCACAAUACCUGUAAUCGGCACAAAAUUAAAUUAGACGAGUGGCCCUAUCCGGUUUUGUUGUGGUCGAAACAGUCUGACAUGAUGAAUAAAAAUACGGGCCAACCACCGCCGAGCUCGAAUCCUUUAGCACCUGGCGAACCAAUUCCACCAGGUAUGGAGGAUCAGAUUUCCAGGAACACGACCAUUCAGGUUAGCCUGGAUCGACACAGAAGUUCGCCUCUUGUUGGUCUUGAAUAUCUACUCGAGUUGGUAGAUAAUGACUCCUGUGAACCAAGUUACACCUGUGUUUUGUGUGAUAAACGUGGAGAUCCGCGAACUGUAAUGGCCCACAUCACCAGUUACAAUCAUCGCAUCGCGUAUUUGAACAGACACUUUCCGACAAUUUCGCGAGCGAUCACAGAAUUGCCCCGCACUGCGAAUUAUAAGCGCGGAGCCAAUGAAAUUUCGGUGUUAGUUGCGAAGAAAAUUGAAGAUCACCUUGGCAGAUUGCAGCCACAGUUGGUGGACAAGGCUCAAUUUGAAAAGAACAAGAUACAGUACGUGAAACGGGUGUACCAAGAUUUUCACUUUAGGGAAACGCCAGAGUUUACGUUAAUGGAAAUUUAUGAUGUGCGAUGGGUGACGAAUUUUGAAGAGAAGUCAGCUGAAGUUAUGAAUGAAGCUAAGUUGAAAGAACUGCCACCACCAGUCGAAGAUAAAAAAGAAGAAAAGACGGAAGAAAAGGGAAAGGAGAGGGAGAGAGACAGGGAGAGGGAGAGAGAUAAAAAUAGAGACAAAGAAAAAGAAAAGAGGAGAGAUAGUUACAGGGAUGAGAAAGAAUCUUCAUCCAGGAGAAAAGAUGCCAAGGUUGAUUCUAAAGAUACAAAAUCGAACUACAAAAUUCGGGUUUUAACGAAGGACAACAAGGCAAAUAAAAAAGCAGAAAAGUCUCCAAAGGACAAAAAUUCUACACCAGGCAAGAAACCGGACGAUUUGAAAUCCCUCUCGUCCCUGUCGAGUAUUUCUAGCAGUCCAUCCCCUGUCCGAACACCUCGCUCCAGAUCUCGUUCGCGAAGUCGCGGUAGAAAAAUAACCCAUCCAGAAAGAAAUUACAGGUCCCGUCGUUCCCGACAUUCUCGCGAGCGGUCUCGGUCCGUCGAAUUAGUUGUAAAAGAACGCGACAAGUGGGACAAGUACAAAGAACAAAUCCGCCGUGCAGAAGAAACACUCGAAAGAGCCCUGAAGUUCCACGAAAAAAAUCCCGAAAAGCAUCCCUCCUAUCCCGACGAGUGGAAGAAAUUCUGGAACCGAAGAUAUAAGGAACUUCAAUCCGAGGGUAAAGACCCGGGAAAACAUGACUUCAAACCCGAGUGGAUUGAGUUUUGGAACAAGCGAAUGCGCGAACUCCACACCGAGCAACUGGAGCAGAGAAAGGGGGAGAUUCGAAAAAGAUUAGAACUUCCAGAAGAGAAACCAAUAGAAAAACACUCUUCUUCUGUUUCUUCUUCCAAGAAAAAGGAUAGGUCGCCAACUCCUAAACGUAGACAUCAGGAAAGCGACGAUGAAGUUGAAUACGUAGGAACGAAACUGCUCAGACCUGAAUUCCACAUAGAUCCUCACCACGAAAUGCGCGAGAGACAAAGAGAGAGGGAACGAGAACGGGAGAGAGAAAGAGAGAGGGAGCGUGAAAGGGAUCGCGAGAGGGAAAGAGAACGAGAUCGUGCAAGGGAGCGGGAAAGAGAACGAGAGCUGGAACGAGACUAUUAUGUCCCCUAUUCCAGGGGACGGGGAUACAGGCCACCACCUCCUCAUGCUUACUACGGUCCGCCAAGAACCGCAACUGCUCGUCCAAGAUAUCAUGCCUCCCCAUAUCCAAUAGCUGAAAAAUCACCUAGUCCCAUUGCUGACGAAAUCCUAAGCGAAGACCUCGAAAUCGUUGGACUUUUAAGACUCCUGACAGCUCUGGAAGGACAAUUGGGCUCCCUGGGUCCCAAGAUUGUCUCGCUUCUCUCGAAAGCCUUGGCAGCCGAGAAAGCAAAACCGAACUCUGCUGAAGAGUUGCUGUAUGAUGAGGAAGUCAGCGUUAUGUUUGAGACUGUCAAGGAGAAACUGAAGGGACAACUCUUUGCUGGAAUGAUUGAGAAGAUGGCAAUCGCGCCCACGAAGACUGCAAUUCAGAAUAUAGCGCAGCUUCUGCACAAGGCCACGGAGAAUAAAAAGAAGAUGGAGGAGGAAAAGAAGAAACACAAGGAACUUCUUGAGCUUUCAAAAACUAUAAAUAUAUUUAAUAGAGCGCCAUACUCGAGAGUGAUUGAUAUUAAUCCUAAGAAUCUAAAAUCCGAACCCGUGAGUGUUCCUGGAGUCGGAACUGUUGAUAAAGUCGCAAUUGCCCAGCAAAUUGCGGCAGCUCUGGUAGCACAGGGUAGAUCAAACGUCUCCCAGGAUGAAUUGGAGACAUUAAUCAACGCUGUUGUUGGAAUGGCGGAAGCUUCUCAGCAAAGCAGCAAACCUGUCACCACUGCUGAUUUUGUUAAAGGUUUAACUAGUGGAGCGAGUCCUCUUACCUCUGGCGAUGAGCAAACACCCCCUCCUGCUGCUCCCAGUCCUCCAGUUGUAAAAAAAUCCGAAAGCUCGGUCGAGUCUCGGGCGAAGCAGAUGGAGAGUUUAUCAGAUGAAGACCUCAAAUCCUUGUUACAGAAUUUCAAGGAAUUAGGAACCGAGGAACAACAUGGGCUUAUCAAUUUCUUGAAGAAGCUUGAAGCUACCGAUUUAUCGAGGGUAGAAAAGCUGAGAGCUUACGUGAAUUUGGGAACAUCAUCAUUGCCUCCAAAACAGAAAAGCCCAUCGCCCGAGGUCAUCGAAACGAUCAAAUCAAGAAAGAGCUGCUCGCCUUUCUCUUCUCGGAAAGGUAAUCAGAAUCCUUCUGAUGAUGAAAACAAGUGGAAACCCAAGGUGGACAUGUUCGCAGAGGAAGAGCAUGCAAACAAGAAUGACGAGAAGCAGAAGAAGCUUGAGUUUUCCGAUGACGAUGAUGAUUAUACAUUUGAGGAUAUUUACAAAGCCGCGGAUAAGAAUGUUAGCGAUAAUCAGAGAGCGAAAAAAGACUCACGUUCAUUUUCCAGGUCGAGGUCGAAUUCUCCGAAAUCCUGGUCGCAUUCUCGUUCAAGAUCACGUUCAAGGUCGCCUGUGAAGAUUACUAAAGAACCAACGAAGAACAGUGAUCCGAAUGCGAUUUUGAAUGAAACGAAGCGACUGAUUGCAAAUAUUAUGGGCGAUUUGCCGAAUAAGUAUACGUCGCAUAUGGUUCCAGGCUCUUCCAGCAAUAACGAUGCACCGCCGUCGCAUUCUGAGGGACUUAGGAACAAUUCGGAGGUGGAUAUUUCAAAUUCCAAUUCAAAUUCGAAUUCUUAUACACCGAAUUAUGGAAGGACUUUGACUCAGGUUAACGUUACGGGACAACCACCCAGUCAACGUCCUCCCAGUCAGCACCCUCCCAAUCAACAUCCUCCCCAGCAAGGAAGUUAUCCGCCUCCGAUGAAUCAAUUUCAGAAUUAUCCAACCCAACCUCAAAUGUUCAACUCGAAUCAAGGUUAUAAUAUGAACAAUGGGUAUAAUAAUUAUAACCAAGGGUUCACUCCUAAUCAGGGACCGGCACCCUUUAGUGGAGGUCCACCUAGUCAGUAUCAACAACAGCCUUAUGGACAGUCACAAUUUCCUGGACCUCCAGGAAUGGGACAGCCUCAGGCGUAUUCGCAACAAUAUGGAAACUAUCAACAGCAGCAGCAGCAGCGAUUUUAUUAAUUUCGAGAUUGAGUUGGUGCAGUGCUGAGCUGAACGGGCUGUGAAUGUUCUUCAAUGAUUUUGCAAAUCGGAUCUUAGUGCAGGUGUUUGUGUAAUAAGGUAUGGAAACAAGGAAGAUUUUAUGCUUUAAACUAUAGAUGAGGGAUUAAAACAUUUUUUCGAAAAAGAAAAAUUCCUAAUAUUAAAAUAUUUUGCAAUUUUCACGAAACUUUUGGGAACAACUUUCGACCAUUUCACCAUCUGAUGAUUAAAAUAAGAACUAGAAAGUUUAGAUUUAAAUUUAAAUGUGUAUUUGAAUUUCGGCAUAAAAACGUUUCACGAAUGUUCUUUUGUGUAAAAACAAUUAUUAAAUAAUUAAUAUAAGUCAUUUACGAAAACAAGAAGUUUCAGGUGAAAUUUAUAUACUUCUUGCGAAAAAUGAUUUUCUGAAAAACAAAUUACUUUAUUUAAUGUAUCACAUUAACUUGAAUAAACUUUAAUAAAUGUAUAUAGCUAAAAAGUUGAUCCAGAUUAUAUAAAGAAUGUGAAUAGUUGUCGUUUAGAAUUUAAAUACGACUUCUAACUGAACUUCUGGGCUAGAUCUUUUGUGUAGUAUAUAUUUUAUGCAUAAAUUAUUCAAAAUUUAUUUUAAGUUCUGGUUUUGUUCAGAAGAACAUUUUCGUAAAGAAAUUUCUUUAAAGGUAAUUCGAUAAAGACUUAUUUUUAUUAUACGAUAAUUGAUUUAAAUCGUACAAGAUGAUUGUAAAAAGAUUUAUACGCUCAAAUUAAAAUGCACCUUCAAAAUUCGACCUACUAUUUCUAGGCACGAUUUUCAGCGCCAGGUAAUGUAUCACAGUUGAACUAUUCCCAAUAAAAAUCCAGAAAUUUCAAACUCUCGAAAUUGCAUAAUUAUCGAAAUUUUAAAAUGCCGAAUUUUUAAAUUCUCCAAAACUAGUAACUUUUCAAAAGAAAAAUUUAGUUCCCAUUUUUUAUCUGUUAACUAAUAUUUUAUUUGAUAUAUCUGUAUGUCGUAUACCUUGAUAUUUUAAAGAGCUCUUUUACAUUUUAAAUAUGCAAUUAUGUUAAAUAAAAUAUUCUAAGAAAUAAAAAUGAUCAAAUAUGCAUUAUUUUUUCGGAAAUUUUCCUUUUUCUCAUUAUACUUUCGGUAGUUUUUAACGUCCUGUUUUUUUCUUUUUCAACAAUAUAAUAACCCACACAAUAAUAUAUGUUUAAAUUUUAAAAAGACGCUGCACGUAAUUGUAUAAUUAAAAGAAGAAUUUAAAUUUCGCGCUGAAAUCGCACAGCCACACUUAAAAGUAAUCUCUAAUUCUGGAUUCAUUGUGGUGCGAAUUUUAUAUUGUAAGAUGGUUAUCUUGGUGUAUAAAGUUUUGAAAAUGAUCACGCACACUUUUUAAAUUAAUUAUUUAUUUAAAAAAUGUAAUGCUGUAUUCAAAUCUGUUGUCUUAUUUUUUAUAUAUAUUUAUCAAAUUUUUGUGUAUUGGGAAUAAAAGUUGAUAAAUGUUGAAAUUACGUGGUCUAUAGAAAUAUUUUUUUCUAUUAUAUAAUAAAAAUCACAAAAAUAUGUUGUAACAUCCGAUUUGCAAAAUUCUAUACUAAUACUGAAAAAAAACAUCUGUUUCAGUUCCGAAUUAAAGAAAAGAAUAACUGAAUCAUUAUGUAUUAAACUGCGACUUCCUAUUCGGUACUCUCCGUCUUUAACGAAACAAGAAAUUUGAGAUUUUUUAUACGUUUCUUAACUAGAAGAUUGAAGCAUGAAGUUUUACUAAGAUUUCCGAAAGUAUGUUUUUCACUCAGUAGAUUAUGCGCACGUAGUUCAGGAAUGAAAGGAAGAGUGUGGUUCCCAUUUACAAUUAGUGUACCUAAUAUUGAUUAAAAUUUGCGAGAACGGAUUAAGAAUUUUGAUCACAAUGUGUUUAAUUUUACUUAACUGAAAAGCCUUCAAACUCUUAGAAAUUAAUGAAAUGUGCUUAAAUUUCUAUCGUAACAAUGAGUAACUUCUCUGUUACUUAUGAGUCAGAGAAUUGUGAGAAGAGAAUUCACAGAUAUUGUUUAAAUCGCCAGUUAAUUUUACGAUGAUUUUUUUUUUUAAGUUUUGAAUUGCGUCUUGAAUUGUUUGCUUGGCGGGUAAAAUAAUUCAUAAAAGGUCAAUCAAUGACAAUCGAGAGAUAUGGUAAGCGAAAAGAAGACCUUCCAGGGUUAAAUUAGUUUUAGGAUUAAUUGAUUGACAAAAUAAGUAAGAGGUAAAAUUUCGCUACGAACUCGAUUGUUUUAACCCAGCGAAUUGAUUUGUAUGUAGAUGGAUUUAAAGUACAACGUACCUUCUACGUUGGCAGAGGAAAAAAGUACUUUUUGAGCAAUUUCACAAUUGCUGAUUAUCAAACGAGGAUAAAAAAUGCUUUGACAAAAUAUUUCAUUUUUUACGUUUGAUUUUUGACUUUUGAACUCCGAUAUAUGUAUUUAGAGCAAAAUAUAUCCAAUUCUUUAAAUUAAAAAUUGCCUUUCAAGGUUUUUUUUUUAUUUUGAUUAUUUUUCCAAGCGUUUAUUUUUUUAGUUGGUGCUUGGAACUGGACCCUUAUAACUAACUGUGUAAUAUAAUUUUUAUUUUACAUUGUACAGUUUUGAGUUGAGUUAAAAAAAAUAAAGUUCUCGAUAAUAAUGCAAUUUUAUUGAUUUUAAUUCAUAAGUUUCAAAGUGGACAUGUACAUCAACGGAAAAUUUUUAAUUAAACAUACUUGGACUGAGAAAUGAAAUAUACUGUAAAU